Molecule: messenger RNA, 489 nt
Organism: Lonchura striata (white-rumped munia)
Lineage: Eukaryota; Metazoa; Chordata; Aves; Passeriformes; Estrildidae
Source: RefSeq, a predicted model, not a curated record
AUGCCCAGCAAGGGCGAGAGCACGCCCCACACCUUCUGCCGCGUGGACAAGAACCUCAACACCAGCAUGUGGGGCCCCGCGUUGUUCCUGUGCUACAAGAUCGCCGUGGCCAAGGACAACACGCUGGUCUACGAGGCAGGGCUGCUGAGCCGCUACCCCGAGCAGGACAGCGAGUCCUUCCCGCUGCCCGAGUCGGUGCCCGUGUUCUGCCUGCCCAUGGGGGCCACCAUCGAGAGCUGGCCCGUGGGCACCAAGUACCCCCUGCCCGUCUUCUCCACCUUCGUCCUCACCGGCGCCUCGGGGGACAAGAUGAUCUUCCCCCUGCGCUGGCAGUGCCCCUACAUCCCGCUGUGCCCGCUGGCGCUGGCUGACGUGCUGUGUGCCCCCGUGCCCUUCAUUGUAGGCAUCCACUCCAGCUACUUCGACCUCUACGAGCCCCCCCGCGACGUCAUCUUCGUCGACCUGGACACCAACACCAUUUUCCAGUGA